This is a messenger RNA of Penicillium psychrosexuale, 1098 nucleotides long. RefSeq lists its product as uncharacterized. Bases 1 to 1098 code for a protein of 365 amino acids. The transcript has 2 exons. The record is from RefSeq and is a predicted model, not a curated record. NCBI's taxonomy places the organism in Eukaryota, Fungi, Ascomycota, Eurotiomycetes, Eurotiales, Aspergillaceae.
AUGACGACCGAAAUCCCAGCGAAGCUGAUUCAGCCGUCUCGACAUGUGGUUCUACCCUUCAACCUGCGUGAAAAACGAACUUUCCACCGCGAUUCUGCUCAGCUUAUGCAACUAUUUCCUGACACGAAGAGGAUUCUAUUUGAUAGCUAUUUCUUGGUGUUUUUGCUGGGCUCCCUGCCCCCAAAGCCGUGGCCGCUGACCAUUGCCGGAGUGCAACCAUAUUUCACAACGGACCCGAAUGAUGAGGGUCCAAUGCCAUCCAUGAAACGUAUAAGCAAAUCGCGUCUUUUUGUAGACGCUGAAAUCAACGUUACCGACCUUCCACCCUCUCAAGUUGACAAUGCAUUUAAGCUCGUCUUCGAUUUCUUUACGAAAGCUCAAAUCUCUAUUACCCAAGUCCAGCUCACAGAACCGACUGCCGAUGUUGUUGAUAGUAGCAAGUAUGAUAUACUGCAUCCCGGCGUUAUGUUGAGCUCUGGUAUAUGUUCUCCCACCGAACCUGGGUAUCUUACUACUUCUGAUGUACUUGUUGAGGACUCUAACUCCGGCGAACGGUAUAUCGCUGUUGCUUCCCAUGGGUUUCCACAUGGCGGCAAAGUUUUUCAUCCAUGUGCUAGCGGUAAAGAGAUCGGUCAAAUCAUUAUGGAGAUUACACACACAGGCAUCGCGAUAGCAAAAUUGCAUGAUGAUGUCCCGUAUGUCAAUGACACUUUCGAGAGCCCUUUUAACGGAAUACAACCUACCCAGUUACGAGAUUUCGUCAGUGCUGACAGCUUGAAGCCUGGUGAUACGGUCUAUAUGAAUAGCCCUUUUGUUGGUUAUUCUGAAGGUAUCUGUGGACCUCACACCCGUGAGCGAAUUCCCUGUACUGACCCUAGCCAACCUAUAUUCGAAUGGAUCAAGACUCGCUGGUGCUAUAUGGGUCAAGGGUCCACUGAUAGUCUCCAAGAUGGUGCUUGCGGAUCUGCAAUCUGGAAUAAGGAUGGAAAUGUGAAUGGGUUCUUCCGUUUUGCACCAGCAUCCGGUCACUUUUUAGACUGGUCUUUCUGUGUCGGAGCUGACCAUAUCAUUGAACGUGGUUCUAAGAUUGUGCACUAG